Molecule: messenger RNA, 2262 nt
Organism: Molossus molossus (Pallas's mastiff bat)
Lineage: Eukaryota; Metazoa; Chordata; Mammalia; Chiroptera; Molossidae
Gene: LRRC38
Product: leucine rich repeat containing 38
Exons: 2
Coding region: 1-897 (298 amino acids)
Cellular component (GO): voltage-gated potassium channel complex
Molecular function (GO): potassium channel activator activity; transmembrane transporter binding; voltage-gated potassium channel activity
Source: RefSeq, a predicted model, not a curated record
AUGCGCCUCCGCACCGCCCCCCGCGCCCCUGCGGGCGCCGCCGCCGCGCUCGGGCUCUGCAGCCUCCUGCUGCUGCUCGGGCCCGGGCACGCGUGCCCCGCGGGCUGCGCCUGCACUGACCCGCACACCGUGGACUGCCGCGACCGCGGGCUGCCCAGCGUGCCCGACCCCUUCCCCCUGGACGUGCGCAAGCUGCUGGUGGCCGGCAACUGCAUCCAGCGCAUCCCCGAGGACUUCUUCAUCUUCUACGGCGACCUGAUCUACCUGGACUUCAGGAACAACUCGCUGCGCUCGCUGGAGGAGGGCACGUUCAGCGGCUCGGCCAAGCUCGCCUUCCUGGACCUCAGCUACAACAACCUGACCCAGCUGGGCGCCGGCGCCUUCCGUUCAGCCGGGAGGCUGGUUAGACUGAGCCUGGCCAACAACCACCUGGCGGGCGUGCACGAGGCCGCCUUCGAGACCCUGGAGUCGCUGCAGGUGCUGGAACUCAACGACAACAACCUGCGCAGCCUCAAGGUGGCCGCCCUGGCCGCGCUGCCCGCGCUGCGCACCCUGCGCCUGGACGGGAACCCCUGGCUCUGCGACUGCGAGUUUGCGCACCUCUUCGCCUGGAUCCAGGAGAACGCGUCCAAGCUGCCCAAGGGCCUUGCUGAAAUCCAGUGCUCGCUGCCGCUGCAGAACAGGCGGGUGUCCCUGCAGGAGCUGUCGGAGGCCAGCUUCAGCGAGUGCAAGUUCAGCCUCUCGCUCACAGACCUGUUCAUCAUCAUCUUCUCGGGCGUGGCCGUGUCCAUUGCUGCCAUCAUCUCCAGCUUCUUCCUGGCCACUGUGGUGCAGUGUUUCCAGAGGUGCACCCCCAACAAAGACGCCGAGGAGGAAGACGAGGAGGAGGACGACUGAGCCACCCCUCCCUCUCCUCGCUGGCCAGAGCCCAAGCUGCUGACUCCCCACCAAAAAGAGAGGGAAAUGCUGGAAGCAGAAAAACUGACCACAGGCAGCGCCCAGAGCACAGGGCGGCCCCUGCUCCGUGCCUUGCACCCCAGGUGCGCAGGGUGGGACCUCCGACCUCAGAGCGCCGAGUCCGCAGGGCGAGGAGCCCAGGAAGGCUUUCUGGAGGAGAGGCUGCCUCUCAGCUUGAGGUGUGUGCAUGGGGGGACCAGGGCAGCCUUCACCAGCCUCGGGAAUAUGAGACCGGCCGUUCCCGCCCACCACGAUGAUUCUGUGACGUCCACCUCUCUGCCCUGCCCUGGCGACCAGGCUGCAUCUCCUUCCUGCCAAGAGGCUGCAGCUCAGACCGUCGGGGUUGGGACUCAAGUCCCUCUCCCACGUUUGGCCGACGUGGUGCCGAGGAGAAAGCCAAGAACUGGCCAAAGGGUGUUUGCUGGUCCAUUUUGGUGAGCGUGUCGGGGAAACUUAUGUGGAUGGAACUCAAAACCUGAUCCUCAUCCUCAGAGGGAGCAACCCAGAGGGGAAGGACAGUCGUUCUGAACUGCCAAGCGACGGCCGCAGCUGAGAGUCUGUGCCCCUGCGGCUGUUUCCCUCCCUGUCCCCACACCGUGCCCCAGCGCGCCCCUCAGCCUUUCUCUGGCUGGCACCGGUCCCCACUUCCAGCCCCAGCACUCACGCCGAAACCUCCCUGGGGGCCAGGCUUCCAGCAAACAGGUGGCAUCAGACCCACAAAAUGGUAAAAUAACGAAACAGGUGAACCCGGACUUGGCCUCAGAAAAGCCGCCUCCGUGGCCUUGGGGCGUGUGACAUUUUUUGGCGCAGAGGCGGGACCGGCAGUGUGUUUGGAUGUGGUUCAGAGACCGACUGAAGCUGACAGUGUCGGGAGCCCAGCGGGUUAACAAAGGCGACACGUGUUCGCAGCAGUGGACCUCGCUGGCACUGACCCUUAGAGGAGGGGCCCCUGACAUGCUCCAGGGACAUUCCUGGGCCUCGGGACUCCAUUGUUUCAUAAUACACUGCUUAGGUGUCCUCCUCCACGGAGAGUCAGAGGGUUUGCUAAGCGCCGGGCAUUGAAUAAGAACGGUCCCUGCUCGCGUGGGCCUCAUAUGACUACGGGUGGAGCACGGAGCAGACAGGUGAGCAGCACUGAUCGCCAGCAGCGUGAGCGCCGUGAAGGCGAUGAAUGAGGUCUCAUGGCACAGCAACUGGUAGGAGCCGCUCACGAGUGGGCAGUUGGGUGUAUUAGCCAGGGUUCUCUAGAGAAACAAAACCAACAGGAGAUAUGUAUAGUCUGCCUGUCUGUCCGUCCAUCCAUCC